This is a messenger RNA of Microthlaspi erraticum, 1158 nucleotides long. The record is from the annotation of a GenBank genome assembly. NCBI's taxonomy places the organism in Eukaryota, Viridiplantae, Streptophyta, Magnoliopsida, Brassicales, Brassicaceae.
AUGAUUGUGAUUCGCCGCAAUGGUUUGGCUCGUCGCCGCGUUUUGGCUCAUCGUCAUAUUUUCGUCCCAUUGAUGAUUGUGGCUCCUCGUCGUAUUGUGCGUACAGUUUGUAGCAGCGGCAUCAUAGCUCGUUUCAACAGCGUCAUAGUUUGUUGGAGUUCGCCCACAGUUCGUCAUAACGGCGUCACAAAUUAUCUUACUUCGUUCGCAGCUCAUCGUAAUGGCGCCACAACUUAUCGUAAUUUACUCGCAGUUUGUCGUAGUGGCAUCGCAACUCCUUCUAGUCCAUCCACAGUUCGUUGCAGUGACAUCUUGUUGCGAGCUCGUCACAACGCUUGUAGCUCUGCGCAGCUCGUCAACACGCUUAUAGGUCUCCGCAGCUCAGUAGUGAUAACGUCGUUCGUUGUUGUAGAUGGAUCUGCUCCGUCUCCAGUAAGUCACGGCGUGCCUGUCGGUGUGGCUACGUCUUCGGCUCGCUUAUCUCCCGUCAGUGCGGUUCUGGGCGGUGCGUCCGUGUUUCAUUUGUCUGAUAUCCGGAGGUGCACUGAGAGCUUUGUUGACCUGGGAUCUAUGGUGUCUUGUGUUCCGUUAGAUUGCGCCAUUCUAGCUCCGGCCGAGCUGUGUGUCGUGUGGGCUCCUGUUCCGUCUGCUGGCGCCGAUCCUCCACCUGGCGCACCUCCUGUCGCUCAGGGCUCGCCGUUUGCAUUCGCGUUUGAUCUGUUUAAGGGAGGUGGAUCUGUGGCUCCGUCUCCGACCGGCGUUCGUCCUCCUCCUCCUGCCUCUGGGGUCGUGAAGUUGAGUUCCAAGGGAUCGAUGCCAUUCCUCCUCGCGGCUCUCCUUGUCUCCUCUCCCUGCUGCCGGGUGGCUCGCAAAGUCUCUAACUCCCUCGUCAGCGAGCUGUUCAGCGUGUGUUGUUCCUCGGCCUUCUUCUGUAGAGCGGCGAUCGUCUCCUGCAUCUUCGCCAGUUCGAUCGCCGCGUUCCGGGCGGUUUGUUGUUUGUCUGUCGUUGCGAUUGGAUCGGUUCCUGGCGGGAUGACUCCUGUUGCGUUCGUCGUCGGUCCGGUCAUCUCUUCAGAUCUCGAGUGUUAUUUGAGUAAGAAAUCUUCUACUGACCCUCCUUCUAGCGCCAAAUUGUGGGAACUGGAAUCCGCACAAUAG